AUGUCCGCUGAAAGCUCGAAACCAUCUUGCCUUGUUAUCGGUGCCGGUGGUGUUGGUGUAAUUGCUGCCUAUUCCCUUUUCAGGGCCGAUCGUAGCGAGGUGUCUAUGGUGGUGCGUUCGGAUUACGACCACGUCGUAAAACAGGGGUACUCCAUUGAUUCAUGCGACUACGGAACUAUAGAGAAUUGGAAGCCACACCGUCUUUACAAGACCGCGGAAGCCGCGUCUGCCUCCGGACAGUUUUUUGACUUUAUAGUAGUUACUGUGAAAAACAUUCCAGAUGGGCCAAAAGAUAGUACUGUUCACGAGAUCGUGCGGCCCGUGGUGGAUUCGAACCAUGCCUUGGACCCUACUCGCACUACCAGCGUGCUGCUCAUUCAAAAUGGCCUGGAUAUUGAAAAAGAACUUUUGGAACACUUUGACCCCAACGAGUACAACCUGUCAAUUCUUUCCGGUGUGCAACUGAUCGGAUCGACAAAACUUGGCGCAGGCAAGAUUGUUCAGAAGGGUCAAGAUAGACUAAGUGUUGCGCCGUUCGAUAACACAGAUGUCAAGGGUGUGGAACGCGCCAAACUGUUCAUCACGCUAUAUAGCAACAAGGGUCAUAACCUCGUGGAUUGCGAACCCAACGUGAAGUAUACGAGGUGGAGGAAAUUGCUUUAUAAUGCAGUGGUGAACCCGACCGCAGCUUUGGCCCAGCUUGAUGCUACGCGGUGCUUAAAAUUUUCCAACGGCGGAAUGAGCACCGAAAACUGCAUCUGGCGACCUGGAAUGAUGGAAAUCAUUGCAAUUGCUGCAAGUGAGGGCGUCACUAUUGAUCCCAAAGAGAUGGAUUUCUUUUUGGAUAUCACAAAGAGUAUGAUGCACAAGCCAUCAAUGUGUGUUGACUACGAAAAGGGCCAACUAAUGGAACUUGAGGUCAUCUUGGGAAACCCCCUCAAGGUGGCCGAAAGGAAUGGUGUUCCUGCACCUACUUUGAGCGUGCUCUACCAUUUGAUGACAAUUUUACAGGGUAAGAUUAAAGAGAGCAAGGGCAUUGUCCGCUUUGAUGAAGAGAUCAUGGAUAUUGCCAAGGUCGUAGAGUAA
Molecule: messenger RNA, 1086 nt
Organism: Lachancea dasiensis
Lineage: Eukaryota; Fungi; Ascomycota; Saccharomycetes; Saccharomycetales; Saccharomycetaceae
Source: the annotation of a GenBank genome assembly